AUGCUACGAGCUUUCUCCAUACUCAACCGUCCGCCUCCCCAGUAUCCCGGCCAUGCCCCUCUUACCAGGAUCGAACGCGGUGCGCUGGCAAUAGGAUCGGCAUUUGGAUCACUAAUUAAUCCUCGGAGGGGAGAUCUUAUCGCUGCUCUGGGCGAAGCAACUGCAACACCAUACUUCAUUUACCGUCUCCGCGAUGCAAUGCUGUCGAACCCCACGGGCCGUCGCAUACUGAGAGAUCGACCCCGACUUUCAUCCGAAACGCUUUCUAUGCCAUACCUUCGUACUCUCCCAGAAAACUCGGUUGGACGCACGUACGCGGUAUGGCUUGAUCGAGAAGGAGUAUCGCCAGACACACGUGACAACGUCCAGUACAUCGACGACGAGGAAUGCGCGUACGUGAUGCAGCGGUACCGAGAAUGCCAUGAUUUCUACCACGCGGUGACGGGGCUGCCUACAAUGGUAGAAGGGGAAUUAGCGCUCAAGGCGUUUGAGUUUUUGAAUACGGUGAUACCAAUGACAGGGCUCAGUCUGGCAGCGCUAGUUCGGCUGAAGCCGGCGGAAAGAGAGCGGUUUUUUACCCUGCAUCUGCCCUGGGCAGUGAGGAGUGGGUUGGCUAGUGAAGAGCUGAUUAAUGUGUACUGGGAGGAACAGCUAGAGCGGAAUGUGGAUGAGUUGCGUGCGGAGUUGAAUAUCGAGGCACCGCCGGAUUUGAGGCAGAUUCGGAAGAUGAUUCGACAGCAGGAAAAGGCUGAGAGGGAGAAGAGGGCUAAGAAUACCCAGUGA
This is a messenger RNA of Talaromyces proteolyticus, 783 nucleotides long. Its product is annotated as ubiquinone biosynthesis protein coq4, mitochondrial. Lineage: Eukaryota; Fungi; Ascomycota; Eurotiomycetes; Eurotiales; Trichocomaceae. Gene Ontology annotation, biological process: ubiquinone biosynthetic process. Gene Ontology annotation, cellular component: mitochondrial inner membrane; mitochondrion. The transcript has 2 exons. Bases 1 to 783 code for a protein of 260 amino acids. The record is from RefSeq and is a predicted model, not a curated record.